Molecule: messenger RNA, 2442 nt
Organism: Mus caroli (Ryukyu mouse)
Lineage: Eukaryota; Metazoa; Chordata; Mammalia; Rodentia; Muridae
Source: RefSeq, a predicted model, not a curated record
UUUAACUACCGUAGGAAAACACGAGGAGCAGGCCUGUAAUCCUAACUAGGAGAAUCACCAAAGACUUCAUGGAAGUAGCACAUUAAAGAGGUAACGGGAGAAAGGGAAGCCAUAUGGCUUUAUGGAGAGGAGAGAUUAACAAUGUGAAGGUCCUGGGGCCUGAGAGGCUGCCAUCUUGGUUAUGGCCACAGAUUGGGAGGAAGGAGUGAAGGGCAGGAAGUGAAGUUAGAGCAUUAAAGGACGCCUGCUCAUGAAGACCCUCCCAGGCUAUAACGGGCGCUUUGGUGAAUGCAAUGGCCAUCGGCUGUGGGAGUUCUGACAAAGGAUAGAUGCAACCUGCCACGUCCUGCUUCUCAUUUUCGCCAUGUAAAACUGCUGCGUGUGCGAUCCACUGCCCCACAGAGCCUGCAGUGGGGUGAAAUGUCAGGAAUCAGCCCCGGAGAAGGAGUGAGAGAGAGAUCCAGGCUGCUGAUGACACCAAGGGAGGAACCCUGGACAUGUGCUGUAGUGAGAGGCUGUUGGGUCUCCCCCAGCCGGUAGAGAUGGAAGCACCGGACGAGGCCGAAGGACUCCCCAGCAAGCAGAAAGAGAUGCCACCACCCCCGCCACCCUCACCGCCCUCUGAGCCAGCUCAGAAGCUGCCACCUCAAGGCGCUGGGAGCCACUCCCUCACCGUCAGAAGCAGCCUGUGCCUGUUUGCUGCCUCUCAGUUCCUGGGCAAUAUAGGGGCAAAGGGCUGCAGCCGUACACUCAGUCUGCGCCCCCAACUGCCCCAGCUUGCCUGUGGGGUGCUCUGGCUCAGUGGCCAUGGCCACUCCUGGCUGCAGAACACCACAGACCUCAUCUCCUCCUCGCUCACAGUGUUGAACCAUCUGGGACCUGUGGCCUGGCUGGGUUCUGGGACCUGGGGGAUACCAAGUCUGCUGCUAGUCUCUCUGACUGUGAGCCUGGUCAUCGUCACCACCCUGGUGUGGCACCUCCUCAAGGCACCCCCAGAGCCACCUGCCCCACUGCCCCCAGAGGACAGGCGUCAAUCAGUGAGCCGGCAGCCUUCCUUCACCUACUCAGAGUGGAUGGAGGAGAAGGUAGAGGAUGACUUCCUGGACCUGGACGCGGUGCCCGAGACACCUGUGUUUGACUGUGUGAUGGACAUCAAGCCUGAGACUGAUCCUGCCUCAUUGACUGUCAAGUCCAUGGGUCUACAGGAGAGGAGAGGCUCCAAUGUCUCCUUGACCCUGGACAUGUGUACUCCUGGCUGCAAUGAGGAGGGCUUCGGCUACCUGGUGUCCCCACGAGAAGAGUCAGCCCAUGAGUACCUGCUCAGCGCCUCCCGUGUCCUCCGGGCAGAAGAGCUACAUGAAAAGGCUCUGGACCCUUUCUUGCUGCAGGCGGAAUUCUUUGAAAUCCCCAUGAACUUUGUGGAUCCAAAAGAGUACGAUAUCCCAGGGCUGGUGCGGAAGAAUCGGUACAAAACCAUCCUUCCCAAUCCUCACAGCAGGGUACGUCUGACGUCACCAGACCCUGAAGAUCCUCUGAGUUCCUACAUCAAUGCCAACUACAUCCGGGGCUACAGUGGGGAGGAGAAGGUGUACAUCGCCACGCAGGGACCCAUCGUCAGCACUGUGGCCGACUUCUGGCGCAUGGUGUGGCAGGAGCGCACACCCAUCAUCGUCAUGAUCACCAACAUCGAGGAGAUGAACGAGAAGUGCACGGAAUAUUGGCCAGAAGAGCAGGUGGUCCAUGACGGCGUGGAGAUCACCGUGCAGAAAGUCAUCCACACGGAGGACUACCGGCUGCGACUCAUCUCCCUCAGGAGAGGGACUGAAGAGAGAAGCUUGAAGCAUUACUGGUUCACAUCCUGGCCUGACCAGAAGACCCCCGACCGGGCUCCCCCACUCCUGCACCUGGUACGGGAAGUGGAGGAAGCAGCCCAACAAGAGGGACCCCAUUGUUCCCCAAUCAUCGUUCACUGCAGUGCAGGGAUUGGGAGAACUGGCUGCUUCAUUGCCACCAGCAUCUGCUGCCAGCAGCUGCGGCGUGAGGGCGUGGUGGACAUCCUGAAGACCACGUGCCAGCUCCGUCAAGACAGGGGUGGCAUGAUCCAGACAUGCGAACAGUACCAGUUUGUGCACCACGCCAUGAGCCUCUAUGAGAAGCAGCUGUCCCUCCAGUCCUCAGAGUGACCACGUUCUUCCUCUGAGAUCCACUGGGUACUGCCAAGCCUGAGGCUGGGUCUUCACCCCAACUACCCAAGAUCUUGCCUUGGGUCCUGGGCCUAUUCCCUGGCCCUCCCCGUCAUCCUCCCCUCUCUUCAGUCUGCUCCCCAUCUAUUGUCCUGGCCUGGUCCCUACCCCAAGCCUAGCUCUCCUACUGUAUAUACUGCAGAGUUGGGGAGGGCAGGGGAGGAAUGUGCCAGGCCAGGCCUGGGGCCCCUGGGCCUGA